CUGAUGCCGAGCUUUCUUUUCCUAUCAGAUACAGUUUCAGUAAAAGGGAAGAAGCUCGAUUUUUCUGGAAGAGGAGACAAAUACGUAAGCCUGAUCAACACCAUUCCUGAACUCAGCAGAUUCACAGUAUGCAUUGAUUUAGUAUUAAUGGAGGAUAACUCAAGUUAUUGGAUGGCCUUUUCCUAUGUUACUAAUAACACUUUCUUGGGCAGAGAAGACAUAGAUCUUGGACUUGCAGGAGACCGGCAGCAGCUAAUACUAUACAACUUGGGCAGGACCUUUUAUAUCCAUUACCAGCUGACUCCAUCUCAAUGGCACACAAUAUGCUUGAUAUGGGAUGGUGUGAAAGGCAGAUUAGAGCUUUUCUUGAAUAAAGAAGGGAUACUGUUAGUGAUGGAUCAACCACAAAACCUGACACCUAAUGGGACUCUCAUCCUAGGGAACUUUCUGAAGAAUGGCGACAGCCGGGUUAAAAAUGUGGUGCCGCGAUUUAACAGCAGCUUAUAUUACUUUCAACUUGGGGACUGCGUCCUGGAAAAUGAGGAGUUUAUGAAGUGCUUAGAUGGAACUGUAGUUAGUUGGGAAGAAAACAUCUGGUUCAUCCACAAGAUCAUCCCAACUGUCGACAGGAUGCUGCACUGCUUUGUUUCUGAAAAUAUGACAAUUCAAGAAAUGAGUACAAGUCUUUCUCAACAAGUAGAGCUGACAACUCUGUCCCAAAUUACUGGACUAGAAUCACGUUCCUCCACAGUGAUGUCUAAAAGCAUGCCUGUCUUUGCAAAUGGUUACACAACCACAUCAUAUUUCUAUACAACAUCUCCAUCUCUGGAAACAAUGACUGCACCUAAACUUUUUAAGACAUCUGUGGUAGAGACAGCUACAUUGGCAGCAGAAGUUUUGUUUGCUUCAGCAUACUUCACUCUACCUACCCAGAGUACCUCCACAGGCAAGACUACCAAUUCCAUAAAAAUAACUAUAGUUCUACCUUCAGAAAGUGCAAGUACAACAAAAAUGACUGGUGCCAUGGACACUGAGACCUUUUAUCCAACUAUGGCUACUAAUUUCCCAACCACAUCUGGAUUUAUCAAGAAUUCAAUUAUGUCCCAAACUCUAGCAAUCGAAUUUCAGUCAGCCAUUAUGAGGCCAACAUCUUUAUUCUCAACCAUUGAGUCAAUAUCCAUAUCUACAACAUCUUGGCCCAAACAUAGAACCAUAGAUAUUGGAGCACUCUCCACAGCUGGAUGGGAAUUUCUUGCAUCUGCAGCUGCUGGGGAUACAUCUUGGUCAAUAGUAGAACAGGCUUCAUCUACAACUGCUCACAUUGGGACUGCAUCUACAUUCCCAUCUGAGUCUGUGCUCAUCUCCACUGUUGCUCUAGGGGAUUCUGUAUUUCCUAGAAAUCAGACAGCAUCUACCUUGGCAACAGCUGAUACAGAAAUAGCAUUUUCAGUUCAUUUGGUGACACUCCCAACUAGGCCUAGUCAGAUCACACCUUCCCUAAGAACAACUAAGCCAGAAUCAACAACUGUAAAUGUGCAGGGCAUUUCUUCACCUACAGUGGAGGGUGCCAUGUCUAACUCCAUGUCAGAAAAGAUCUCUUUUAUGGCCCUUUCUUUUGUGACACCCUCCACAUUCACAGGAACACGGAGUUCACAGCCAGGUAUUAAUUCUGAGCCUACACACAUAGCCUUAAGUCCUGGAAUCCCAUUUACACCUACAAUGGCUGAAACUAUACUUUCUCCCACAAGCACAAGGCCAAUACAUACCCAGAAUACCAUCACAGGUGGUGAACACAUGAUUACUCUGAUUUCCUCUAGGUCAGUUUCCACAUCCAAGGCAUCUGAGUCAAAUCUCACAUCAAUAACUGAUGAAUAUGCCCAUCUAUUCUCCACCAAUGAGACUACCUGGACUGCCAAACCAGACCAGAAAUCUAUGAAAACAACCAACUUACUGACAUUUGUGCCUAGUGAAAAUUUUACAUCAGCAUCCCAUGGGAGUACUACCAAUACAGAACAUUCAUCCACAGCUACUAAAAUUAUCACCCCACCAGAAGCAUCCACAGAGGGUGUGGCUACCAGUACCAUUGAUGCUACAACAGGCAAAUAUACAGUGGCUCUAUCCAAAUUGACAUCUCCAUGGUUUGCUAAUUUCUCCACAGUUCCUGGAACCCCAUCUGUGACUAAUACGCCUGAAUUUAAGCUUACUACCUUACCACUAAAAUCCAGCUCUAUGUCCACAGUAGUAGCAAAUGAACUUUCUUUAAUAACAAAAGGGACCAUUGUUCCACCAGUAGGCAUAAUAUCUACCCUUGCUAAUGUUAAACCAAAUUUUUCUACUAAAGACAGCCCUUCUGAGACUACCCAAACAGAAACAAAUGGUACAAGUACAUUUGGAGAUACAACAGUGCCUGUGCCAAAAUCUGCAACAACACGAAGACUCAAUGCUACCAUGACAAAAGAAAUAAUUUCCCCUUAUCUUAAGGGAAAAUCAACUAUAUCAGCAAUAACUGAGGUUUCUCCAUUUUCAACAAUGCUGGAAGCGACAGAUGAAUCAGCACAAAUGAUAACUGCUUCUGUCUCUGUUUUUCCUUUUCCUGUUAUAGAAAAGUUGACCACCCCAUCAGGCAAUAAACCUGCAACUAUUGAAGUGAAAGAAAGUUGGCUUUCAACAAAACUGAUGAAUAGCACACCUAAGAAUUCAUACAAUGCAACUACAGAAAUUUUUAAUUCCAUCCAUAUCUAUUCAACACCUUGGACUUCAGAGACACCUGAAGGGAAUUCAAAUCCAUCUCUCAAUCCUGGGAACACGCAGACAUUCCCUGAAGCCCUGGGUGCUUCCACCACAAGGAUAUUUGGGACUAGUUUUACCACUACUCCUACAGACAAGUCAGCUAUGUCCUUGUCUGCUAGUAUCUUACUUCCAUGGUCUUCAGCUACUCUUCCCUCAGCAACUCUUACACCUGUUAGCCACAUGUCCUCACUGCCAGUUAAUGUCUCUGCUGUCACUUCUAUGAUGGUGUCUGACAAGAUCAAGGUGAUCAUGCCUGAGCCCUCUACACUGGCCAGGGCUUUGUCUAUCUCUGUGCUCUCAGAUGUCUUGACUCUGUCAUCAGCUACAAAGACCAAAGCAUUGGUACCACCUUUGGCUCAGACUGCUUCUACACCCAAUGACACUCUGCCUACCCACAGUGACUCAAUUCAUACCACUACAAUGACCUCUGCCAGGUUGACACUCAUAGAAGUGCCCUCUCUGGCAGAAAAUCCAGUCCCCUCACUGAGAACCCCUACUCCUGUUACAACUAAGGCUGAGACCACCCUUCUCUCCACUUCAGCUGCCAUAGUAACUCCAUCCACAUACUUUGCUGUCUGCUCAAAACUCCCUCCUGACAACAUUUCUAGUGUGUCCUCCACUCCUGUGACUUCAACUAAGUCUGAACUGGUGGUGACUCAAUCCAUAUCUCUGGCAGAGGAGACUUCUACCUAUGAACCAAGCUUCCCAUAUAGCCUCAGUGCCAGUGAAAAUGUUGUUAGUCUGACUACUGGCAUCACAGAAACUUCUGCUAUUGAUAGGACCAAGCCACUGCCCACCUCUGCCCACAAGCCUGCUACCUCCAUAGACAUCCAUACUUCUCAAUCUUCCACACAUCAGGUAGAUGCGCAAGUCUCCACCCAACUGGAGACUGGCCUCUCUACCUUAUCUUCUGAUGAAGAGCAGAUGAUCACCUCCCCAGGAAAAACUCCUAGAACUAUGGAGGUGACAGAAAUGUCCCCAUCAACAAAUUGUUUUAUUUUCUACUCCCAGGGCAUUUCAACAUUGGAAAUGUCAGAUGCAGGAUUUUCUGAGAUCCCCCAGAUCUCCAGCCAUCAAACACAUUCAUCUUCAGAGAUUCCACUUGGAACUCCACCUAACGGGGACUCAGUUUCAUCUUCCAUUCCUGGGAGCCCACAGACUAUACCUAUCUUGACCUCAAGUAAUACCGUAGAUGUUCACCUUUCAGAAAUGUAUACCAGUCACAGGAAAACAGCUCUCCCUUCACAAGAUCUUACAAUCAUCACUUUGUUGCAUCCUGAAAAAGAAAGCACAAGUGCCCUUUCAACACAUAAUCCCAGGACUAUGGAAACUGUAGUCAGCUCCACCCCUGUGACUCAGCCUAUCUCAUUCCAUCUGGAUACUUCAUUUGUGGAUACCACAACUUCCAGGACAACCAGAAUAUCAAAUUCUGUGAACAUCAACAUAAUUCUUUCACACUUCCUUUCACUUAGGACUCAGCCUGGCAUGAUUUCAGUUGCUCCUUCCAUUUCUGAAAGCACACAUACUUUUCCCAAGCCUUUGUCUCCUUCCACUACUAGAGUUUCUAAUGCCAACUUUACAGUGAUCACUACUGAUGGGACCUCUUCAGCCCUUUCCAUUCCAAAUGUACCUACAACACUUCUUGGAAAGGCCUCUAAGACAACAUCCAAUCCUAUUUACCAGAUGUCCUCAUUGCCAGUUAAUAUCACUUUCCUGACCUCCAAACAGGUUUCUUGCACCACUGACAUGUUAAUGACUAAGUCUUCUAAAACAACACACACAGGUUGUUUGAAAAGUUCCUCUAUAGACACUUCUGGGCCUAUGUCUGAGAUGCCCUCAGUGUCAGUUAAUGACUCUACUUUCUCAUCUACAACAGUUUCUUCUGAUACUUCCUCAUCAGCUGGAUCAUCCUCUAUAUUAUUGUCUUCAAUUACCCCUAGUACUACAAUGACAAUACAAACAUCUGCAUUGGAUGUCACACCUCUGGCUUAUGCUGGACCAACUUCAAAAAGUACAAUGACUUCCUCUGCUUUCACUGCUUCAGAAACAACAGAGGUAUCUUCCAGGAUAACAGCUGAAUUCCUUUCCUUUUCAACAGAGCCAAAUUUCCCCUCUGUGAAAACUAUUCCAAUGUCUACUGUGACUGAGAUAGUGACUCCAUUUGUAGACAUCACUGCCUCCUCUUUACUCAGUUAUAAGAACACGGAAGCUAUUUCCUCAAUUCCAAAGACCAAAUUUUCACCACUUCAAUCAACAACCCAACAAUCAUCACCAACAGAUGAGGCUGCAACAGCAGGCAUGUUACCUGGAAUUGCUAACAGCUCCCUAUCCACUCUAAGCAAUGGUAGAAUAACAGCUCAGCGAAGUACUUAUUCCACAAUGGCUGUCCUUGAAAGUGUACUUUCACCUACUCCUUCAGAUAAUCUUCAUACUUCCUUGAACUUUCAGGUUUCCCCACCUUCCCCAUCUUUGACUAGCUUUAAGAACACUCCUGGACCCACAAAAAAUAUAAAAGGUGCCACCUAUACUACAGGAAAGAUGAAUUCUUUGUUAGAAAAUACUUUCACAGCUGAACUACCAAAAAGUGCUACAUCUGUGAACAUCCCUGUUUCAUACCCUCCAUGGAUUCCAUCCAGUGCAACUCCAUCCUCUUGGGCAUCAUUUUCUUACUCACCUCAUAGUACUGAGACCGAGUUCUCUAUUACAAAUAUUUUUUCUCUUCUAACAUCAGAAAUGGUUGAACUUCCACUUCUGGGAAUAAUAAUUACAUCUAAUAACACCCAGUCUCUUCCUAUGACUUUGUGGAACACACUCACAACAAAAGAUUUUCAGUUUCCAGUUUCCACUACUACUUAUGCCGCUACAACCAAUAAGGUGGAAACAGAGCCUCUAUCCCUUGCUUCUGGGUCUUUGUCAACAUUCACAGCCUCUCAAAUGGACCCAGUAUUUAGAGAUGUUAGGACGGUACCAUCAAUUCUUAUAUUAGAAAUUUUUCCUACCUUUGGGCUUUCUGGGGGCCCUUCAUUAUCAACAUCUUCAAGAACUAACCCUACCACUUUGGCUGAUAUUAAGAACACAUUUGAGAAAACAAUCACAUCUGGAACUCCUAGGACCACAUUCUCUUCAAGUUCUUCUGAUGCCACUUCAAGAUCUAUAAUCACAAAGGUCACUACACCUGUGCUGACUUGUAUCUUACCUAGUUUUCCUUCAGGUCCCCCUCUGACAACUGUAUCUAAUGCUCCUCAUGUUAUAACUUCCACUACAGUGGAGGGCUCAAAAUCCACAUUUAGGACUUCUGACAUGAUACCAGCACACCCAUUCGCCAACUUUACAACAUUACCCUUUGUUACUAAAAGCAUAUUACUCAGCAAGACCACUCCUACACAUACAAUGGAUGAUAUCACCACUAGUGUCCCAAUUUUUCUCCCUAUGUCUACAAAAUUCACAGAUGACAGUGUAUGCAUUUCUACAUCCCCAGAGGCAUUGCCCAGAACUACUGUGAGUGCUGAUCACAGGACUUUGUCCCAAUCUCCAUUCUUUAGUACAAUGAGGAUAUCACCUUCUACAACUGACUACCCCCUAUCUUUUGAUUCCAUGCAUUUGCCUAGCCCCACAAUAACAUCUGCAUGGAGCAGAAUACCAGCUGCAUCAGCAUCCCGUACUUCAAUUUUUUCUAAGCCCACACCGGACUCCCCAAUAAAUGUAACCACUGCUAUUUUUGCUGCUACUGGAUCCUCAUUUUCACUCAUAUCCACUGGAGAGACACAUAAUUCUAUACUGACUGUGUCUCCAUUAGUUUUUUCCUCUUUUGAGACAACCUGGAUGGACUCCACCCUUUCCUCUCCGUCUACAGAAGCAUUGACUUCACUGAUUGGCACCAAGUGCACAGUUUCCUUCUAUAAUGUUGAAAUGAGCUUCUCUAUCUUUGAUGAAGAGCCAAGGAUCCUUAUUACCAGUCUUAUUCAUGAAUUUGCAGAAGACUGGUUGAAUUCUAUAUUUCAAGACAGUGAAUUUUCUCUUGCUAAUCUGGCUAUCCAAAUUAAAAACAAAGACACUUGUGAGGAAGAAAUGGCCAUAUACCAAGCUGUUGUAAGUAAGAGAGAAUGGCAAAGAAUGGCUACGAGUUCCCAUGUACCAUACAGCUGUGUUUCUCAGGUCAUCAUAAAGGCCAACUCUUCUUUAGCACCCAGGGAAUUGAUUGGCAGGAUCAGAAGUAAAGUACAUGGCAAUCGCAAGCAUGGGAACUUCACCCAAGAUGAACUGACAUUAUUAGUAAAGUCGGAACAUGUUGCAGUGAGAAAACUAGAGCCGGGAAAGUGCAAAGCCAAGGAAACAGCCUCUAAAUACAAAGGGACAUAUAAGUGGCUAUUAACCAACCCUACCGAGACAGCCCAAACUGGAUGCAUCAAAAAUGAGGAUGGAAGCACCACUAGAAUCUGCUCAAUCAGCAUUGACACAGGCAAAUCUCAGUGGGAAGAGCCAAAGUUUAAGCAAUACAAAUUGCUUCAAGGACUUCCUGAUAAGAUUUUGGAUCUUGCUAAUAUCACCAUAAGUGAGGAGAAUGCAAAUGAUGUGGCAGAGCACAUUUUAAAUUUGCUAAAUAAAUCCCCUCCUCUGGAUGAAGAAGAGACAAAGAUUAUUGUUUCUAAAGUGUCUGAUAUUUCACUAUGUGAAGAAAUAAGUAUGAACUUAACCCAGCUUAUGUUACAAAUCAUCAAUGCUGUUUUGGAAAAGCAAAAUGAUUCUGCCUCUGAUCUGCAUGAAGUAAGCAAUGAGAUUCUGAGGCUAAUCGAGCGUGCUGGUCACAAGAUGGAGUUUUGGGGGAGGACUGCAAAUCUGAUGGUGGCCAGACUGGCUUUGGCCGUGCAGCGGGUGGACCACAAGUUUGAAGGUGUGACCUUCAGCAUUCGCUCCUAUACAGAAGGCACAGACUCUGAGAUUUACUUAGGUGAUGUCCCUCCAGGGAAGGUUUUGGCCUCUAUAUAUUUGCCUAAAUCACUGAAGAAGAGGCUUCGUGUUAACAACUUACAGACCAUCUUGUUUAAUUUCUUUGGGCAAACUUCCCUCUUUAAGGCCAAAAAUGUCUCUAAAGCAUUAACCACAUAUGUUGUGAGUGCCAGCAUUUCAGAUAUGUCCAUUCAAAACUUGGCUGACCCUGUGGUUAUCACUCUGCAGCAUGUAGAAGGACGUCAGAAAUAUGAUCAAGCUCAUUGUGCUUUUUGGGAUUUUGAGAAAAACGAUGGGCUAGGUGGAUGGAAUUUGUCAGGCUGUAAAGUAAAGGAAACAAACGUAAAUUACACAAUCUGUCAGUGUGACCACCUCACCCACUUUGGAGUUUUAAUGGAUUUAUCCAGGUCUACAGUGGAUGCAAUGAAUGAACGGAUAUUGGUGCUUAUAACACACACUGGAUGUGGAAUUUCCUCAAUUUUCCUGGGAAUUACAAUGAUGACAUACAUAAUUUUUCACAAACUUCGGAAAGAUUAUCCCUCCAAAAUCCUGAUCAAUUUGUGCACUGCAUUACUGAUGCUAAACCUGUCAUUUCUGGUCAAUUCCUGGUUUUCAUCAUUUCAGAAAGUGGGACUUUGUAUCACAGCCGCGGUGGUACUUCAUUAUUUCCUGCUUGCUUCUUUGACUUGGAUGGGCCUGGAGGCAGUCCACAUGUAUUUUGCUUUAGUCAAAGUCUUCAACAUAUACAUUCCUAAUUAUAUCCUUAAAUUUUGUCUAGUUGGUUGGGGAAUUCCAGCCAUCACAGUGGCAAUCAUACUCAGUGUGAGAAAAGAUCUGUAUGGAAUUUUGAGUCCAGCGACUCCAUUUUGUUGGAUUAAAGACGAUUCCAACUUUUACAUCUCAGUGGUGGCUUAUUUUUGCCUCAUAUUUCUCUUGAAUUUCUCCAUGUUUUGCACUGUUCUGGCUCAGCUGAAUUUCAUGAAACUCCAGAGCCGGAAGACCCGGCGGAAGAGGAUCCUGCAUGACCUCAAAGGCACGACAAGCCUGACAUUCUUACUUGGCCUCACCUGGGGUUUUGCCUUUUUUGCCUGGGGACCCGUGAGGAUCUUUUUCUUGUAUCUUUUUGCCAUUUUUAACACUUUUCAAGGCUUCCUCAUUUUUGUGUUUUACUGUGUGAUGAAGGAGAGUGUGCGGGAGCAGUGGCAGAUACUCCUCUGCUGUGGGAGGUUGCGUCUGGAUAACUGUUCUGAUGGGAGCAGCAGAUAUGGGAUAAACGUUGGAUAUAAGCAGAAGAGAAUGAAGAAAACCUCUAAGCACAGAUUAUUGACAGCAUCCCUCAAUUCAACUGCAACUAGUUCCACUUACAAAUCUUUGGGCUCUGCACAAGGCAUUCCUUUAGAAAUAAAUUUCCCAAAUGAAGCCCCAAAUAUGAUAGUGACCAUCUGUAAUGACACAGCUCCCUGCAUUCAGGGUAUGACGAUAGAGGAGGUAAAAGAGGAACUGAAUGACAGACAAGUUUUACCCGGAAGGAACCCGAGAGGAAAGAGGCGGCGGUCGGGAGGAGGGGCGUGGGAGCAGCAACAGGUGCACGAGGCCCCACUCAGGGCCAGAGAAGCUCCCGGAACACGCCGGCCCAGGCGGCCAGAAGUUUGA
Molecule: messenger RNA, 9390 nt
Organism: Lepus europaeus (European hare)
Lineage: Eukaryota; Metazoa; Chordata; Mammalia; Lagomorpha; Leporidae
Gene: ADGRG4
Product: adhesion G protein-coupled receptor G4
Exons: 24
Biological process (GO): cell surface receptor signaling pathway; adenylate cyclase-activating G protein-coupled receptor signaling pathway
Cellular component (GO): membrane
Molecular function (GO): G protein-coupled receptor activity
Source: RefSeq, a predicted model, not a curated record